Molecule: messenger RNA, 877 nt
Organism: Phragmites australis (common reed)
Lineage: Eukaryota; Viridiplantae; Streptophyta; Magnoliopsida; Poales; Poaceae
Exons: 1
Coding region: 190-615 (141 amino acids)
Source: RefSeq, a predicted model, not a curated record
AGUCCAUGACGUUUUUGCCUAUGAAUUCUAGUCACCGUCGGAAUCAGUUAACGCAUGAGCAUGUCUUCAGGCGCCUAUAUAAGAUUGGCCUCAUACCUCAUAUUCCAUCACAAGUUCACAGCACGCUCAACUUAUUUGCACACAACACACACAGAUUGAAACUGGUUGCUACCCGAUAGUACCAACCCAAUGGCAUCCCAAAUUCAGAGCUACCGCGCCGGCGCUGAGGUGGUCAGUGGAGAUGCCAUAUGCAGGAAGAAGUCCAUCGAGCUGCUGGAAGAGCUCGGCCUCCCAAAGGGCCUCCUGCCACUCGAGGGCAUCAAGGAGUUCGGGUACAACCGCUCCACGGGGUUCAUGUGGUUGGUGCAGGAGAAGAAGGUCGAGCACACCUUCAAGAAGAUCAAACAGACUGUAUCCUAUGCCACCGAGGUGACGGCGUUCGUCGAGAAGGGGAAGCUGAAGAAGAUUACUGGUGUCAAGACCAAAGAACUGAUGCUCUGGCUUAGUGUCGUCGAGGUCUAUAUUGCCGAGCCCUCGCUGGAGAAGGUCACCUUCAAGACCGGCACGGGCCUAUCCGACAGCUUCGAUGCCACUGCGUUUGCUCUCGGGGAGUAAGGAGUCACCGGACCAGAUAGAAAUAUAAUGCCAAGCACAUAACCGUACUAUGUUAAACGCUGCUACAUUAAUGUACGAGGCUUUCUCUUUCCUUUGUAAAAUUUUGUUCUUCCGUAAUUACCUGUUUGCAUCCGUUCAUUGGAGUGUCUGGUGUCGGUUCUUGAUUUACUUCAAAAUCAAGGUGUUAUUAUUAAUGAGGAAAAGUAGAAAGACAAAUUGUCCUUACGUAAUUGCGCUGCUAGUCACACUUUCUAUUGCUUGA